AAAGAGCAAGUAACCUCCAUGGUGGCCCUUGUUUGGACUUAUGGAGGAAAGUGAAUCUCUUUUAUUUACAAAAAGCUUCCGAACCCAUUCCACUGCAAUUUGGCAAGCUUAAUCCACUCUGAAGGGACUCAUAAAUGUCACUCACUUUGUCAAAAGGGGAGAAGAGUUACAGCUGUUUUUAGAUUUCCCAUUAUAGUGAAAGGGGAACCACAGAACUUCAUUUGGUACAACUCAGAACCCAAAUUAAAGAUCGAAGCGGGAAAAGUAGAGUGUCUGAAAACAGAUCAGUAAUUUUAAAAUGCACAAACUCAGCUACAAGACAAAUCUUGGGGCCUGCGCACACCCCUAAAACAUACACAAUGGAUUAAGAGUGGAUUUAAGGCUUCCAUCUUGCCAUUGAGUUAGGAAUCCCUCUAGGGCAUCAGGCCAGGUCAGAGGGAAGGGAAGAGCAGUCGGGAGGCAGGUCAAUUUUUACAGGGGAACUUGGGUGUGGAAAUAUUGCAGGGCUGUAUAUAUAAAACCAGAAGAGACUCCUUAGGGAUGUCUGAGCCUGGGCGACAACAGACGUGGAGGAAGAAAGGAGCAGAAAGGAGACGCCAAUAUGAAGACUUCCUUUGCCUUCCUGAUACUUCUGCUAGGUUCAGCUUCGACUUUUUGGUUGCAUGAAACAAAAGUAACAAUAAAAGAAACAAAAGAAACUAAAGAAACCAACGAGCACCUCCUGUAUCCCUAUGGGGAAGCUGCAGGAGAUAUGAAGAACCCCACGGCAGAUGACGGGACGUCCCCUAAGAUUCCCAUUUUGGUACCUUUCACCUUCUACGACAAGACUUACCACAGCGUUUAUGUCAACAACAAUGGGGUGGUUUCCUUUUCCGUGCCCGUCCCAGAGUACACCCCCGAAGCCAUCCCCAUGGUAAACGGAAAGGCCUUUGUUGCCCCUUACUGGGCGGAUGCCAACAUUAUUCUAGGUGGCCACGUCUAUUACCGGCAGACGCAGAAACCAGAACUGCUGAGAAAUGUCACCCGGGACAUUAAUAACUACUUCCCUGAAAUCAGUUUCACAGCCACCUGGCUCUUCAUUGCCACCUGGGACCGUGUAGCCUAUUUCGGAUCUUUGUCCAGGAAGGUAAACACCUUCCAGGCUAUCUUAUGUACUGAUGGCCAUGUUUCCUUUAUGAUGCUCAACUAUGCAGACAUCCAAUGGACUACAGGGGCAGCAAGUCAGGGAAAUCCCAGAACAGGUUUAGGAGGAAUCCCAGCACAGGCCGGCUUCAACAGCGGCGAUGACAAGAACUACUACAACAUCCCUAGCUCCCGCACUCCUCAAGUCAUCAACAUUACAAAAACUAGCAACGUGGAUGUGCCAGGACGCUGGGUGUUCCAGGUGGACAAUUUCAAACCGGCUAGAGACCCUAAAGAGCUUACGCCUAAGAAAGAAGAACCAGAAGUCCCCCAGAAAGAAGAGGACCUCCCUGAGCAAGAAACAGGACAUCACAACCAUGAGGACAACCAGGAGGUUCCUGAAGAACAGUCACAUGUGGACAGUGAUGAGGAGGAGAGUGAUCACUGUGAAUGAUAAGCCACUUUCCUCAGAAGACCUUUGCUGUUGCCGUCAGAAGAGAGAGACAGCCAGGAUGUAGAACUAUCCCUCUGUUGCCCUCUAGAGGCUUUCUGCAACUGCAGCUUAAUUGUAGUGUAGCAAUAAAAUAUUAAGCUCUUCUA
Molecule: messenger RNA, 1722 nt
Organism: Podarcis raffonei (Aeolian wall lizard)
Lineage: Eukaryota; Metazoa; Chordata; Lepidosauria; Squamata; Lacertidae
Product: alpha-tectorin-like
Exons: 8
Coding region: 602-1576 (324 amino acids)
Biological process (GO): cell-matrix adhesion
Source: RefSeq, a predicted model, not a curated record